Molecule: messenger RNA, 2181 nt
Organism: Chenopodium quinoa (quinoa)
Lineage: Eukaryota; Viridiplantae; Streptophyta; Magnoliopsida; Caryophyllales; Amaranthaceae
Product: protein NUCLEAR FUSION DEFECTIVE 4-like
Exons: 2
Coding region: 254-1828 (524 amino acids)
Cellular component (GO): membrane
Source: RefSeq, a predicted model, not a curated record
ACUGAAGGUGGUGGUAGAUAAAAAUCCACAUUAUAUUUUUUCCAGCCACAAUAUAUAGUUUUGUCCAAAACUACUUACAUAUCUUUCUAGCUCUUUGUCUUUCAUUCACAUCCUUUCCCUCUCAAAGAGGGCUCUCUUAUAUGUACUUGAAUUUUGCCUAUAAAGAAGGGAAUAAUAGGGUAGAUCAAAUAUUCGAAAUAUAGAUUUUGGUCUAAGAAAAUAUAUAAACCCACCUAGCCACUACAGCCAUAUCAUGACUCGAAGCACAGCUCUUCAAUGGCUAAGCUUGGUGGGUAUUAUAUGGCUUCAAUCGAUAAACGGAACCAAUUCUAACUUCCCUGCUUAUUCUUCUCAGCUAAAGCAACUCCUUUCCAUAUCCCAACUGCAACUCAACAACCUUGCACUUGCAUCUGAUGCAGGGAAGCUCUUUGGUUGGUUUGCUGGCAUUGCUGCCAUUUACCUACCUUUGUGGCUAGUUCUUUUAAUUGGUUCUUCUCUCGGCUUGAUCGGCUAUGGUUUGCAGUAUCUUUUCCUCACCCACCAUAUUACUUUCCUUUCAUACUGGCAUAUAUUCUUUCUCACAGUUUUAGCUGGAAACGGCAUUUGCUGGAUCAACACAGUUUGUUAUCUGGUUUCCAUACAAAACUUCCCCUUUCAUAGGCAGGCUGCUGUUGGUCUGAGUACUUGCUAUUUAGGAUUAAGUGCUGUAAUUUAUACUGCAGCUGUUGGUGCGUUUUCUUCUAAGCAUUCUAAAAAAGCUGAAGAAUAUAUGCUUUUCAAUUCUCUCUUUCCUUUAGUAGUUAGUAUCAUAACUGCACCCUUUCUCCGGCAUAUUGAUAAUGAUAAGCCUAAGAGGGUUGGACGUGGGUUUUUUGGUGUUCUAGUGAUAACAAUAGCCACUGGAAUAUAUGCUGUAAUGAGUAACUUGGGACCAAUCUCAAGGAAGUCCUCACCGCGGUUUAAGGUGGUUGGUUUAGGAGUCUGUCUAACAGCACUGUUACUAAUUCCUAUGGCAGAAUUUUUUGUUCAUAUAUUGGAAGAAAAAUGUCGUAUUAACAGGGAAAGACGAGUAUGCGAUCUUACAACUGAUGCAGAUGAAGUAGAUGAUCAGCAAGAUGUUGAGAAUCGAAUCAAAGAUCAGAGUGAUAAUAUUGUUGAAGUCAAGCAAGAAAUUUGUGCCAUGGAAGAAAUUGGUGUCAAAUUGAUGCUGAAGAGACUGAAUUUCUGGUUGUACUUCUUCAUAUACAUUUCUGGUGCCACUCUGGGACUGGUUUAUCUAAACAACUUGGGACAAAUAGCAGAGUCUCGAGGCUAUGCUAGGAUAUCUUCUUUGGUCUCAUUAGCCUCUGCAUUCGUGUUUUUUGGCCGUCUCUUGCCAACUGCCCUCGACUAUGCCUACUCCAGGAGCAAGUGCAUGGUUCCAGGGCCGGCCUCUAUAGGAGUUGCAAUGAUGCCAAUGGCAGCAGCAUUCUUCUUGCUCAUAAUAAAUAAUAGCAACCUUUUACUUCAUUUCAGUACAGCAAUUAUAAGUUUUUCAACUGGCAUAAUCACUGCCAUUUCAGUUUCUACAACAACAGAGCUUUUUGGACCCAACAAUUUUGGAGUGAAUCAUAAUGUUGUGGUCGCAAAUAUCCCUCUAGGGUCCUUCCUAUUCGGAGGGUUAGCAGCACUUUUGUAUCGUAAAGAAGGAGAUGGGCAUGGCAGAUGCUUGGGUCUGCAAUGUUACAGCAAAACCUUCGGCAUCUGGGGAUCCCUAUGUUCCUUAGGAAUUGUCCUUGCUUUAGUACUUCAUUUUCGCACUCGCAAAUUCUAUUUGCAGAGGUUGUAGCCUUGUAGGGGCAGAGUAGCAUAUAUAUACAUAUAAAUGCUUUUUUUUAGGAAGAAUACUACUAUACUAAACACCAUAUAGGAUUUGUUGUCUUUUUUGACAGCCCAAUAUACUAGACUAGAUACUAACCAGGUGCAUGUAUUUUCCUGCACUUUCUGGGUUGUGUAUACUACAGUGAAGUCAUCAAAUUCUCACUUAAUUUGACAUGUUGUGUUAUUGUGUUAAGUUGGGAGGAGUGUUAGUACUAGCAAAUGUAGGUAGAUUUUUAGUAGAUCUACUACAUACAUGCAUGAGAAAUUCAUGACUUGCAGUUUCAACAGUUCUUUCCGUUUUUGGGUGUAUUUCUUCAAUCC